UAUUGAAGGAGAUCAUCUUUUAGGCUGUAAGCAAGAUCCAAUUUGAUGUUUACGUCACAAUGCCAUCCGAGAUAUAAUGUGGCAUGCCCUUCUGCAAAUGCUAAAAUGAUUUGCAAUUACUUAGAGUGUGAUGUCAACUAUCAAGGCUGGGAUAGCCCGGUCUAGAAUGUUUACAGUAAAGUAUAUAUACCCAGCAACCGCCCUGACAUCAAUGAUGCUUCUUCUACUCAAAAACAACUGCAACACUUGCUGAAGGAUACUCUUUGCUCUUUGUUGAAGGAGCUUUCCAUCCUGAGAGAUCGUGCUCGACUACUCACAAUUUCUUACUCUUGUGCUGGGGACUUGUUAUUGGCACUACCCAUAACUUACCCAUAAUCUUGGCCUUGCUAUGCUCCAGCAUGUGUUCAUUGUCUCUGUGCGGUUGUGGCUUGGAAUACCAAUUUUUCCAUGUCCUCCGCAAUCAAACGUUGCUCUUGCAGGCAGGUUUUAGAUGUUCAUGGUGAUCAUCUUUUGGGUUGUGGCAAUGGCAACCUGAGAAUUAGAUGCCACAAUGCUCUAGGUGAAGGGAUUUUUCACACGUUAAACAACAAUGCAAACUGUCAAAUGGAACAGAGAUGCAAUGGAUACUCAAACAGUAGACCAGGAGACAUUUAUCAUCUGGAUUUUGAGCUAGGAUGCCCCACCUAUUUCGACAUCACUGUAAGAAACUGCUUCCAACCUCAUUUAGUCGUAAGAGCUUCAAAUUGGCCAGACCUUGCAGCUGAAGCAGGAGAGGAGGCAAAAGACAAUUUACACCAAGCAUCUGUAACAGCAGCAGGAGGAAUAUUCCAUUCUAUCGUGGUUGAAACUUUUGGUCUUUGGUCGUUUCACAGCCUCGACGUUUUGAAAUCAGUUGCGCGGACAUCAGCCCUGCAUAACCACCUGACUGCUAGCCAGCCACCACACACCUCCAUCAACAGCUGUCCAUCAGACUUUAGCUUUAUAAUUCUAAGAUGGAGACUAGCAUUGAAAAGCAGUGAAGAUAUUUUGGGUUAGUUUGAGAUAGUUGUGUUGGGGUUUGGGUUUGGAAAUUGUAGUAGAA
This is a messenger RNA of Corticium candelabrum, 1081 nucleotides long. RefSeq lists its product as uncharacterized. Bases 448 to 1035 code for a protein of 195 amino acids. The record is from RefSeq and is a predicted model, not a curated record. NCBI's taxonomy places the organism in Eukaryota, Metazoa, Porifera, Homoscleromorpha, Homosclerophorida, Plakinidae. The transcript has a single exon.